Styela clava is the source of this 2596-nucleotide messenger RNA. RefSeq lists its product as uncharacterized. The record is from RefSeq and is a predicted model, not a curated record. Lineage: Eukaryota; Metazoa; Chordata; Ascidiacea; Stolidobranchia; Styelidae.
GACAAAGUGAAUAAAAGUAAUAUUGAAAUUUGAUUUAAUGAAAGACGAAAUGGCAUGGGAAGGAUUUGGAUGGAAAACAAGAGUUUCUGGAAUCAAAUCAGAUGAAGAUGACGAUUUGUUCUAUUCAGAAGUUGAUCCCGGUGAAGAAUUAACAGAACAAGACAGAGAAAACUUAUUAAAAUUUAUCGAAAAAGAUAUAAUCGGACGUGAUGCAAUUUUUGAUGGACCUUUUGGACUUCGAAAAGUUCUUUAUUGCGACUACGUCGCCUCUGGCAAAGCUUUACACUCAAUUGAAAAUUUCAUGAUGAAGCAAGUUUUACCAAUGUACGCAAAUACUCAUACCACUACAACAGUGACGUCAUCGCAAACAACUUCAUUCAGAAAAGAAGCCAAGGAAAUUAUCCGCGACGCCCUUGGGGCAGACGACGAUGACGUUGUGAUAUUUACUGGAAGUGGCGUAACCGGUGCUGUACAUAAACUCAUUUCUGUUUUAAAUUUACCUAAACCUCCGGUUGUUUUCUGUGGCCCAUUUGAACACCAUUCUAACUUGUUGCCAUGGCGAGAAAUGAAUAGUCACGUUGUCAACAUAAGCGAAUCAGCUGACGGUAGAAUAAACCUGAGACAUCUUGAAAUUGCUUUACGAGCCUGGGCAAACUCCGGAAGACCGCUGAUAGGAAGUUUUAGUGCCGCCUCGAAUGUCACUGGUAUUACAACGGACACUCGGAAGGUUGCUGCAUUACUUCACAAAUAUGGCGCGAUAUCACUGUGGGAUUAUGCGACGGCAGGACCUUAUAUGGACAUUCAAAUGCACCCAGAGCCAAUUGGAAAAUAUAACACUUCGAAAGAUGCUGUGUUUAUAUCCAUGCAUAAAUUUGUUGGGAGUCCAGAUGCUCCAGGUUUACUUAUCGCAUCAAAGCAUCUAUUCCGAAACGCCGUCCCUUCAGGAUGCGGUGGUGGAACUGUUUUGUUUGUAUCCGAAAACGAUCAUCGCUAUUUAAAAGACAUUGAAUCACGAGAAGAAGGUGGUACACCUGCAAUCAUAGGCUCUAUUAGAGCGGGAUUGGCAUUUAAACUUAAAAUGGCGGUUGGAUGCGACGUUAUUAUGAAGCGUGAAACUGAACUUUAUGCAAGAGCAAUGGAAGUGUGGAAAGAUAUACCAGAACUGGAGAUUCUUGGAAUCUUGGACGAAAAACCAUCAACACAUAUUCAACAUGAACAUAGACUUGCAGUUUUUUCUUUUCUAAUAAAAAACGCUAAUAGUGGAUACUAUCUACAUCACAAUUUUGUUGCCGCUUUACUGAAUGAUUUGUUUGGAAUACAGUCAAGAGGAGGUUGUGCUUGUGCUGGAGUAUAUGCCCAACAUCUAUUAGGAAUUGAUCGCGUAGCCGAGAAGAAAUUCGGAGGAAUUUUAAUUGAAGAUCCGAAAAGAUCAAAAACGCGUACGCGGCACGACACUGAGAGGACAGAAUAUGAAGUAUUAAGGCCUGGAUUUACCCGUCUGAAUCUCACCUAUUUUCUGUCCGACGAAGAUGCUGAUUAUAUCAUAAGUGCUGUAUCAAUGAUAGCAAAGCACGGCUGGACAUUGUUACCUCAAUAUCAGUAUGGUGCACGUUCUGGGGAGUGGAAACAUACCGAGUACAUCGAUGAACUUUCGUGCAAAAAGCUUGAAGAUCUUUCCUUUCGUCCCAAUGGCUUACACUUCUCUCAAGACCGACAGUCACUUACAAUAAAAAAAGGAUUACCAACUUCUCGAAUCGACUGCUUGAAAAGAGCCGAAAGAAUAUUUUUUAAUGCCAAACAGAUUGUCGGUAAGAACGUGGAAGACCAAAGACCAAAAUACGAAAAUUCUAGUGUUCGAGAUAUGAGAUGGUUUAUGCUCCCUUAUGAAGCACAAUGCAUAUUGAAGGGCAAAAAAAUUGAUAAAAAAUCAAAACUCAUCUUUCAUACGAGAAGAAAAAUCACGCAACUAACAGAAGAAGAAAUUGAGAAAAAUGUAUCAAAUAAUGUUCCUCUUCGUCAGCGUAAUGGAAUAAUUAAUCCAAACCUAAUUUCUAAUAGCAAUGAAAUUAUAGGCCAGACAGAAAACACUUUGAAACAUGACGAAAAUGCUAAACCAAGAUAUAGCAUAAAAGGUAUAGGGUUGAAUAAUAAUGUUACAAAGUCCGAAAAAAAGAAAAAGGCAUUUGAAAAGUUUUGGAGCGCAUUGACGUGCAAAACUAAAACAUCUGUUGAUAUCAUACAAUAAUGAAUCCUUUUUAUUCUCGGUGAAUCUCCCAAAAGUCAUAAAUUAGGAAAUAAGUAAAAUAAUUUUUAAUCUAACUUUUUGAUUUGAUUUUUAAUUAAAUUGAAGCAACCUUCUAGGAUGUUUCAUUGAACAAAUCACAUUGGAAACUUCAUUAAUUUUUCAAAUUUAUUUUAAUCAGAUGAACAAUAUUAUUUCAAUUUAAUAACUUUCAUUUUUCAACAAUUUUUAGUGAUUUUUGUGUAUAAUAAUGUUCCUGUUACCUAAUAUGCAAUAUGCGUUUUUCAUUUAUUUUUAUUUUUUUAAUUUGCAUUUUUGUUAAAAUAAACUAACUACUAAAAUAAACGUAAGUAA